This is a messenger RNA of Agrilus planipennis (emerald ash borer), 2071 nucleotides long. RefSeq names its product DNA replication licensing factor Mcm7-like. Bases 1 to 1911 code for a protein of 636 amino acids. Gene Ontology annotation, cellular component: MCM complex; nucleus. The record is from RefSeq and is a predicted model, not a curated record. Gene Ontology annotation, biological process: DNA replication; double-strand break repair via break-induced replication; DNA replication initiation. Gene Ontology annotation, molecular function: single-stranded DNA helicase activity; ATP binding; single-stranded DNA binding. The transcript has 10 exons. Lineage: Eukaryota; Metazoa; Arthropoda; Insecta; Coleoptera; Buprestidae.
AUGUCCAAGACUUGCCAUUCCGUAAGCCAAUUAGUCCAGAGCCUCACUGUCCAGCUGAUGUCCACAAUAAAGAACCUCGGGUCCCAGCAAAAGGAACCUGCUCCUGGUCAUCUCUCAGUCCUACGACCGACCAAAGCUCACCCUUUUCGACCUUCAGGGUUUUACUCCAAUACUUGGUCGAUCUCUGCAGGGGUUAUUGUACAUCCUGAUGUGAAUUGUGAUCUUGGGGAUCUCAUCAUGCGAGUUGCCUUCUCUACGGCUGAUGAGCCUCGCCUGCCUAGGUUGGUCGCCUAUCCCCAAGCUGACACCAACAUCCAGUUUUGUUCCAUGCUCAAAAAAAAACUGGUGUCCGCCAUAUCUGGGGAGCAUUCUCCUAACCGCCACCUGGAGACGCGCCCGAUAGGGAACUGGAAAUCCCCUUCGACUAUUCAAGACCUAGAAAGGACAGAUUGCACCUUGGCUACGAGUGACCAAGUGCCAGUCGGCCAUGUACCACGUUCAUUAACAAUAUUUUGUCGUGGAGAGAACACUCGUCAAACUUUACCAGGAGACCAUGUUGCCAUAACAGGCGUGUUUUUACCACUUAUUCGAAGUGGUUACAAGCAAAUUGUUGGUGGGCUCCUUUCUGAUACGUAUCUUGAAGCACAUAGAAUAGUUUCUGUAAACAAAACCGCAGAAGAAGAAACCGCUUCUUCCACUUUAACACCAGACGAACUUGCCGCUUUAACUGAAGAAGAUUUUUAUACUAAGUUGGCCAUGUCCAUAGCGCCUGAAAUCUAUGGUCAUUUAGAUGUUAAAAAAGCUUUACUGUUACUUCUCGUAGGAGGGGUUGAUCGAAAACCAGACGGUAUGAAAAUUCGCGGAAAUAUUAAUAUUUGCCUUAUGGGCGAUCCUGGUGUAGCCAAGUCGCAGUUGUUAGGGUUCAUCAGUCGUCUUGCACCCAGAAGUCAGUAUACUACUGGAAGAGGUUCUUCAGGAGUGGGUUUAACUGCAGCGGUCAUGAGAGAUCCUUUGACUGGCGAAAUGAUGUUGGAAGGUGGAGCCCUUGUGUUAGCAGAUAAGGGUGUAUGUUGUAUUGAUGAAUUUGAUAAAAUGGCUGAUUUUGAUCGAACUGCCAUUCAUGAAGUCAUGGAACAACAGACAAUUAGUAUUGCCAAGGCUGGUAUCAUGACAACGUUAAAUGCUCGCGUAUCAAUAUUAGCUGCCGCCAAUCCAGCAUUUGGACGUUACAAUCCCAAACGCACUAUUGAACAAAAUAUUCAACUUCCAGCUGCUCUCUUGUCGCGUUUUGAUUUAUUGUGGCUAAUUCAAGAUAGACCUAAUCGUGAUAAUGACCUACGAUUAGCCAAACAUAUAACUUAUGUUCACCAGCACUGCAAACAACCCCCAACAAACGUACAAGCGCUUGACAUGAACGUUAUGCGCAAAUAUAUUUCACUUUGUAAAAUGAAGAAUCCUGUCAUUCCAGAAGAUCUAACUGAUUUUAUUGUUUCCGCUUAUGUAGAGCUUCGUAAGCAAGCUCGAAAUUCUCCAGAUAUGACUUUUACAUCUGCACGUAACUUGCUUGGUAUACUUAGAUUAUCCACUGCUUUAGCCAGGCUCAGGCUGGCAAAUUCAGUUGAGAAGGAUGAUGUAAAAGAAGCAAUUCGAUUACUGGAAAUGAGCAAAGAUUCUUUGAAUUGUGUAGCCGAAUCUAGAGGAUUCAGACCUGCUGGUAGUGUUAAUGAUAAAAUAUUUGCUCUUAUCCGUGAAUUGGCUGGAGAUAGUAAGAUUGUUAAAAUUUCUGAUGUUUUGGAAAAAUGUUCAAGUAAGGGUUACAAGCCCGAUCAAGUAGAUAAUUGUAUUGAAGAUUACGAAGCCCUAAACGUUUGGCAAGUAAAUCAAACUCGAACAAAGAUUACUUUUAUAUAAGAGUUUAAAGCACUGACUGAUAAUUUUGUAUUUAAAAUCUAAGUUAGUUGUGUUUAAUUAUAUUUUAGGGAACGUAUAUAUAAGGCAGGGUAAUGGAAAAAACCGUUUAUUAAAAUUAAAAAACGUUUUUUUUUUUACUUUGCAAUAUAUACAACUAAAC